This is a messenger RNA of Myotis myotis, 6830 nucleotides long. RefSeq names its product cytoplasmic linker associated protein 2 (gene CLASP2). Bases 427 to 5196 code for a protein of 1589 amino acids. Gene Ontology annotation, cellular component: mitotic spindle; cytoplasmic microtubule; microtubule organizing center. The record is from RefSeq and is a predicted model, not a curated record. Lineage: Eukaryota; Metazoa; Chordata; Mammalia; Chiroptera; Vespertilionidae. The transcript has 44 exons. Gene Ontology annotation, biological process: mitotic spindle assembly. Gene Ontology annotation, molecular function: microtubule binding.
GCUGUGAUCGCGGGGGACGGAGAACGGCCGGGCUCCAGGGACUGCCGACCGAGCGCCACCGCAACGCCCGCCGCCUGGGCUCCCAUUCGCCCAGCGGGGCCAGCAGUCGCCGCCGCCGCCGCCGCCGCCGCCGAGCUCUAGUCUAGACCCGCGGAAGCUCGCCGACGUCGUGCUGACGUCACGCGCGUGCUGACGUCGCCGGCGGCCGCGGCCUCUGAAGCGGGCUGGGUGUCGGGGGGCGCCGAGUUUGACUAGUUUGGGGGCCGCUGGGCGCCUGGCGCCGCUCCCGCCGCCCGCCGCGCCCCGCGAGCCGCCCCUCGGCGCGUCCCGCCCGUUCCCGCGGGGACCCGCACUGGCGGCUGGGCGGCCCCCGGCGAAAGUCGGCCCCUGGCGGGCAGGCGGGCGGGCGGGCGGGCGGCCGCGGCCAUGGAGCCCCGCAGCAUGGAGUACUUCAGCGCCCAGGUGCAGCAGAAGGACGUCGGCGGCCGCCAGCAGGUCGGCCAGGAGCUGCUGCUGUACCUCGGCGUCCCCGGCGCCAUCCCGGACCUGGAGGAGGACGUGGGGAGCCUGGGCAAGACGAUCGACGCCCUCACCGGCUGGGUGGGCUCGAGCAACUACCGGAUAUCAUUAAUGGGAUUGGAAAUUUUAAGUGCCUUUGUGGACAGAUUAUCAACACGAUUUAAGUCCUACGUAGCAAUGGUUAUUGUAGCUUUAAUAGACAGACUGGGAGAUGCCAAAGACAAAAUUCGUGAUGAAGCUCAGAUUCUGCUCUUGAAGUUAAUGGACCAAGUAGCACCACCGAUGCACAUUUGGGAACAGUUGGCUUCUGGUUUUAAGCACAAGAAUUUUCGAUCUCGAGAAGGCGUGUGUCUGUGUCUUAUUGAAACCUUAAACAUUUUUGGAGCUCAACCACUAGUCCUCAGCAAGUUGGUACCACAUUUGUGUAUCCUAUUUGGAGAUUCCAACAGUCAGGUGAGAGAUGCUGCAAUAUUGGCUAUAGUGGAGAUUUAUAGACAUGUGGGAGAGAAAGUAAGAGUGGAUCUUUCUAAGAGAGGAAUUCCCCCUGCUAGAUUAGAAAUGAUAUUUGCCAAAUUUGAUGAAGUGCAAAAUUCAGGCGGUAUGAUUUUGAGUGUCUGCAAAGUUGCCUUGUCAGGGCCAGACCAAAUGAUUUUGCAGGCCUUAUAUGGCCUGCGGGCUGGACCUUCCCCACCUGAACUAGAAGAUAAAAGCUUUGAUGAUGAAGAAUCAGUGGAUGGAAAUAGGCCAUCAUCAGCUGCUUCAGCCUUCAAGGUUCCUGCACCUAAAACAUCCGGAAAUCCUGUCAACAGUGCAAGGAAGCCUGGUUCAGCAGGUGGCCCUAAAGUUGGAGCAGGUGCUUCUAAGGAAGGAGGUGCUGGAGCAGUUGAUGAAGAAGAUUUUAUAAAAGCCUUUACAGAUGUCCCUUCUAUUCAGAUCUAUUCUGGUCGAGAACUUGAAGAAACAUUAAAUAAAAUCAGGGAAAUUUUGUCAGAUGACAAGCAUGACUGGGAUCAGCGUGCCAAUGCACUUAAGAAAAUUCGAUCAUUGCUUGUUGCUGGAGCUGCACAAUAUGAUAGCUUUUUUCAACAUUUACGCUUGUUGGAUGGAGCACUUAAACUUUCCGCUAAGGAUCUUAGAUCCCAGGUGGUUAGAGAAGCUUGUAUUACUGUAGCCCAUCUAUCAACAGUUUUGGGAAACAAAUUUGAUCAUGGCGCUGAGGCCAUAGUACCUACACUUUUUAAUCUCGUCCCCAAUAGUGCAAAAGUCAUGGCAACUUCUGGAUGUGCAGCAAUCAGGUUCAUCAUUCGGCAUACUCAUGUACCCAGACUUAUACCUUUAAUAACAAGCAAUUGCACAUCAAAAUCAGUUCCUGUGAGAAGGCGUUCAUUUGAAUUUUUAGAUUUAUUGUUACAAGAGUGGCAGACUCAUUCAUUGGAAAGACAUGCAGCCGUCUUGGUUGAAACUAUUAAAAAGGGAAUUCAUGAUGCUGAUGCUGAGGCCAGAGUGGAAGCAAGAAAGACAUAUAUGGGUCUUAGAAACCACUUUCCUGGUGAAGCUGAAACAUUGUAUAAUUCCCUUGAACCAUCUUAUCAGAAGAGUCUUCAAACGUACUUAAAGAGUUCUGGCAGUGUAGCAUCUCUUCCACAGUCUGACAGGUCUUCAUCUAGCUCACAAGAAAGUCUCAAUCGCCCCUUUUCUUCCAAAUGGUCUACAGCAAAUCCAUCAACUGUGGCUGGAAGAGUAGCAGCAGGCAGCAGCAAAGCCGGUUCCCUUCCAGGAAGCCUGCAGCGUUCAAGAAGUGACAUCGAUGUGAAUGCUGCUGCUGGUGCCAAGGCACAUCAUGCUGCUGGGCAGGCUAUGCGGAGUGGGCGCUUGGGUGCAGGUGCCCUGAAUCCAGGUUCCUAUGCAUCACUAGAGGAUACUUCUGACAAGAUGGAUGGAACAGCAUCCGAAGAUGGUCGGGUGAGAGCGAAGCUUUCAGCACCACUUGCUGGCAUAGGAAAUGCCAAGACAGAUUCUAGAGGAAGAAGUCGAACAAAAAUGGUGUCUCAGUCACAGCGUUCAUCAUCACCUGACAAAAAUGAAGCUGGCAGCCGGUCUGGAUCUCCAGGAAGAGUUCUGACCACAACAGCCCUCUCCACUGUGAGCUCUGGUGUUCAGAGAGUCCUGGUCAAUUCAGCCUCCGCACAGAAGAGAAGCAAGAUACCACGGAGCCAGGGCUGUAGCAGGGAGGCUAGUCCAUCUAGGCUCUCAGUGGCCCGAAGCAGUCGUAUCCCUCGGCCAAGUGUGAGCCAAGGCUGCAGCCGAGAGGCCAGUCGGGAGAGCAGCCGGGACACAAGUCCUGUCCGCUCUUUCCAGCCCCUCGCCUCCAGACACCAUUCCAGAUCUACUGGUGCCCUCUACGCCCCCGAUGUGUAUGGGGCCUCAGGUCCAGGAUAUGGGAUCAGCCAAUCAAGUCGACUGUCAGCUUCUGUCAGUGCCAUGCGAGUCCUGAACACAGGUUCUGAUGUGGAGGAGGCAGUAGCAGAUGCCUUGCUCUUAGGAGACAUGCGGACUAAGAAAAAACCUGCUCGAAGAAGAUAUGAGUCAUAUGGAAUGCAUUCAGAUGAUGAUGCCAACAGCGAUGCGUCUAGUGCUUGUUCAGAGCGCUCCUACAGUUCUCGAAAUGGUAGUAUUCCUACGUAUAUGAGGCAGACUGAAGAUGUGGCAGAAGUCCUCAAUAGGUGUGCUAGUUCCAACUGGUCAGAAAGGAAAGAAGGCCUUCUGGGUCUGCAAAACUUACUAAAAAAUCAGAGAACACUGAGUCGAGUUGAACUGAAAAGACUAUGUGAAAUUUUCACAAGAAUGUUUGCUGAUCCUCAUGGCAAGAGAGUAUUCAGCAUGUUUUUGGAGACUCUAGUGGACUUCAUACAAGUCCACAAAGAUGAUCUUCAAGAUUGGUUAUUUGUAUUGCUGACGCAACUACUAAAAAAAAUGGGUGCUGAUUUGCUUGGGUCUGUUCAGGCAAAAGUUCAGAAAGCCCUUGAUAUUACAAGAGAAUCUUUUCCAAAUGAUCUUCAGUUUAAUAUUCUAAUGAGAUUUACAGUUGAUCAGACUCAAACACCAAGCUUGAAGACAGUCAAGCCAGCGCUUCGGGACCAGCUUCACUCUUUUUGGAGCUCUAAGGUGAAGGUUGCUAUCCUUAAAUAUAUAGAAACUCUAGCCAAACAGAUGGAUCCAGGGGAUUUUGUAAAUUCCAGUGAAACUCGCUUGGCAGUCUCUCGGUUUAUCACUUGGACAACAGAACCCAAAAGUUCUGAAGUUCGGAAGGCAGCGCACUCAGUGCUGAUUUCCCUCUUUGAACUCAAUACCCCAGAGUUUACAAUGUUAUUAGGAGCUUUACCAAAAACUUUUCAGGAUGGUGCUACCAAGCUUCUUCAUAAUCACCUUCGAAACACUGGCAAUGGAACCCAGAGUUCCAUGGGGAGUCCUUUGACAAGACCAACACCACGUUCACCAGCCAACUGGUCCAGUCCUCUUACUUCUCCUACCAAUACAUCACAGAAUACUUUAUCUCCAAGUGCGUUUGAUUAUGACACAGAAAAUAUGAACUCUGAAGACAUUUAUAGCUCUCUUAGAGGUGUCACUGAAGCAAUUCAGAAUUUCAGCUUCCGUAGUCAAGAAGAUAUGAAUGAGCCAUUGAAAAGGGAUUCUAAAAAAGAUGACGGAGAUUCAAUGUGUGGUGGUCCUGGGAUGCCCGACACAAGAGCAGGAGGUGAUGCUACUGACUCGAGCCAAACAGCCCUUGACAAUAAAGCCUCAUUACUCCAUUCCAUUCCUGCUCACUCCUCUCCGCGCUCUCGAGAUUAUAAUCCGUACAACUAUUCAGACAGCAUCAGUCCCUUUAACAAGUCUGCUCUCAAGGAAGCUAUGUUUGAUGAUGAUGCCGACCAGUUUCCUGAUGAUCUUUCCCUAGACCAUUCUGACCUGGUUGCGGAGCUGUUGAAGGAGCUGUCGAACCAUAAUGAACGUGUAGAAGAGAGAAAAAUUGCCCUCUAUGAACUUAUGAAACUAACCCAGGAAGAAUCUUUUAGUGUUUGGGAUGAACACUUCAAAACAAUAUUACUUUUACUACUUGAAACCCUUGGGGAUAAAGAGCCUACAAUCAGGGCUUUGGCAUUAAAGGUUUUAAAAGAAAUCCUAAGGCAUCAACCAGCAAGAUUUAAAAACUAUGCAGAACUGACUGUCAUGAAAACAUUAGAAGCACAUAAAGAUCCUCAUAAGGAGGUGGUGAGAUCAGCGGAGGAAGCUGCGUCCGUGUUGGCCACUUCAAUCAGCCCAGAGCAGUGCAUCAAAGUGCUUUGUCCUAUCAUCCAAACUGCAGAUUACCCCAUUAAUCUUGCUGCAAUCAAAAUGCAAACAAAAGUGAUAGAGAGAGUAUCCAAGGAAACUCUUAAUCUGCUUUUACCAGAAAUUAUGCCAGGCCUAAUACAGGGUUAUGACAAUUCAGAGAGCAGUGUUCGGAAAGCUUGUGUCUUCUGCCUGGUGGCUGUUCAUGCGGUAAUUGGGGAUGAACUAAAACCCCAUCUCAGUCAGCUUACUGGCAGUAAAAUGAAGCUACUGAAUCUUUACAUCAAACGUGCACAAACAGGCUCUGGAGGAGCUGAUCCCACUACUGAUGUCCCUGGGCAAAGUUAGUGAAGCCAGUGGAAGUGAACCAGGUCUCUCCAGGGAAGGACACAGGCCACCCUCAUCAAUGAAAGGAAAUUUUCAAAUGCAUCUUUUGGAGCUUACCAUUGUUUCCUAGUUUUAGUUUUCUGUUUUGUUUUGUAUUUUCUGUAACAGAGGACUAUCCUCAGUCUGCAUGUAACUUUUAUGAUAGUUAUCCCAAAUCCAAGAAGAAGCAGUAUUAACAACAGUUGAUCAAUAUAAAGUAAUUUUAAAUCUAACUCAUCAUUUCACUGUUUGUACUUCUUUGUCUUCCCCAUUAACCUUUGCCAGUGUUAUGGUUGUAUAAAUUUUUUUUAAUGCUGGUUAAACAGGAAUGCUUAAAGCUUUAAAAGUUGGACAGUCUAAAACAUUUUUUGCCUUUAUUCAAAUGCAGGAUAAUAUUUUUUAAUUGCUACCUUGAGUUUUGUUUCCUAUCAUGUCCUAUGCUAGUAAUAUUGAAAUGACGUGAAACACAGCAGGACUAAUUUGAGCUACAGCUGGACUCUGUUGGUGUGAUUGUGAUACAUGUCAUUAGCUAUAACUUCUUUGGGGUGGUCUGUAGUUUAAAACUAAGACCUCAAAGAGAAAUGUUACAGAAUCAGCCAGUUUUGUAAAACUGAUAUUGUUUGUUGGUUACUGAUCUUGCCAUCUUUAUUUAAAACCAUGUCCCCUCUAUGAUCCCUUAAGAAAGCUGCACCAAAUCAUCUGCCUGGUUUUUUUUUCUUAAUACUUAUUAAAAUGGAAGGUUUCAUUGCAGGGUUUUUGGUUUGUUUAUCUUUAUUGUGAAUGAUGCUUUUUUAUAUUUAUUAAUAUCAAAUUCACUUACGAAUAAACUUGAUAAUGGAAACAGACAAAAAUAAUCAAGUGCAUGUGUGUCCUUGACAGUCUUCUGUUUCUCAUUUAAUAAACAAACUAAUUAUUGAGACAUGGGAGUCGACCAGCACCUUUUGUUUAAAUGGUGGAACCUGGUUUCCUUUUACCAUGAAAUUGUCUUACUUGAAAACGUUGAUCCUGAUGAGAGAGAAGAUGGUGCCAAGGCUAUUACCUUGUAUAAUGGGCUCAAAUUCUCUACCUCUUCAGGGCUAAUACUUUUAAUUGAGCUGCUGCCUAUAGUGUCUUUUGGAAAACUAAAGGGUGAUUUUUCUGUUACGUUUUUAAGUCACCUUUGGCUACAUCUAUUCUUUUCAUGUGCAGCCAAUUUGCAAAAAUGACCAGUGUUGGCGAAAGGCAAAGUAGAUCAUUUGGAACCAGAAUACUAAUGAUUGCUCAUCUUGACUUUUUUUUUAAUCCUAACAAAGUGAAUUUGACUGGAAAGGCAAAUAGCUAUUAGGGAAGCAAUUUGCUGUUGUUACAGAGUUAUCUGAACUUUCUUUGUUUAAUUGAACAAAAUGUAGAAAUGUAUGUAAAGAAUUUAAGAGUACUGAAUGGAUGAUUUGUCAUCGGCUUUUACCUUUGUUUCUGUUCUCGCAGCAGGAAGUCUCUCUAUAUCUCCUCCCCUUUCCCUGUAACAAUUUUGUUUUCUACUGUUAAUUACAUUGUGUAUUUAUAGUUCUAUGCUUACUGUUGUGCAUAUACUGGCAAUAAAACUGUACAUAACAUUACUUGAAAAAAUUAACAAUAUA